This is a messenger RNA of Seminavis robusta, 2398 nucleotides long. Lineage: Eukaryota; Bacillariophyta; Bacillariophyceae; Naviculales; Naviculaceae. The record is from the annotation of a GenBank genome assembly.
GCGAACCUUUUGGCCGAGCACACCUUUGAGCUUGUUGCACAAAACUGAAUAGCUCCCUCUAAGCCAUAGUACGGUAACCACUCCUCCAUCAACUGUCACCAUGACGAAAGAUCAGAAUAAGGAGACCAAGUCCCUCCACAACACAAGGCAGGGAAAAGAAAGAGAAGCCUUGUACAGCAAAAUACGCAUUGGAAAUGCCAAUAGAGUAGACGAAGAGCGAUACUUUGAGCUCACUGGAAAGCCCGCAUCAAGUGUCCCAAGAAGGAAUAAAGAGGCAGCAGCCCUGUACAAUAGAAUACACGUUGGAAAUGCCAAUCAAGUAGAUGAAGAGCGAUACUUUGAGCUCACUGGAAAGCCUGCAUCAAAAGUCCCAAGAAGGAAUAAAGAGGAACAAAAAUUAUACAAAAAAAUACACGUUGGAAGAGCCAAUCAAGAAGAUGAACAGCGAUACUUUGAGCUCACUGGAAAGCAUGCAUCCAGGCUCUCAAGAAGGAAAAAAGAGGAACCAGCCUUGUACGACAAAAUACGCCGUGGAACAGCUGAUAAAAUGGAUGAACAGCGAUACUUUGAGCUCUCUGGAAAGCUUGCAUCAAGUAUCCCAAGAGAGUCAAAAGAAGCAGCAGCCCUGUACACAAAAAUACGCCAUGGGACAGCCAAUAAAGUAGACGAAAAGCGAUACUAUGAGCUCACUGGAAAGCUUGCAUCAAGUGUCCCAAGAGAGUCAAAGGAGAAAACUUUCUUAUACAACAAAAUACGACGUGGAAAUGCCAACAAAAUACAAGAACAGCGAUACUUUGAGCUCACUGGAAAGCUUGCAUCAAGUGUCCCAAGAGAGUCAAAGGAGCACCGGCUAUUAUACAGCAAACUCCGGUGUGGGACCGCAACGAAACAAGAUCUGGAGCGAUAUGAAGAUCUCCGGAAGAAACUCAAAAGUAGGCAACAAGCAGUUACGACUACUACAGCAAGUACGGCACAAAUUGGGAUCAAGCGAAAGGCACAGUGCAGCAACAAGCAGCACACGAAACAGAUCACCCAUCAAAAGAAACAAAAGCUCUUGGCUGCUCGUGCCGCCGCAGUUGCCGUUCCAACGAGGACCAUGACCUUGCGACCUAGAAAAGGCUCAAUCAACCAUGCCUGCGUUCUAGAAGAAACAGAUAGUCAAGAUGACGAGCACUCUGAUGUGUCCUGCACUGAUGAUUGUUCUGAAGUGUAUGUGGCAGCUGAUGAUGAUUCCACCGACGAUGGUAGCCACACUCUAGAAGAGGACAACGUCUUUGUAGAUGACACCAAACUAGCGGAUGACAAUCUACAAACUUCCCACGUGGAAUCCCCUUUGCCUGCAGCAGAAGGAGAGGUGCAGCAACAACAUCCCAGCAUCCCAUCCCGCGACAACAAUGCAGUGGUGUUUGCCCACAAAACACACGGCGUUGGCACUGGUGGCGAAGUAUCGGAACAUCCCCCAAAAGAAACUCCAAUGGAACAUGAAAGAGGCACUGCGGCUGUGGCGGAAGUGCUGAGAACUCACGUCGAUACGACAUUUGCAGGAUGGGUGGCUGCUACUAUUCCUCCAGAGCAACACGCUCUUCCAACAACUGCACCGCUUACUCUGCAAGUGCAGAAGAAUGAUCACGAAGGCAAAGAGAAUCACAACCCUCAUCCUCGGCACCACCAGGGAACAGUUCGCAGCUUGCGAUCUGUCUCCAAUAGACCACCAACACCAGUCAAAUCCUUCCAGGGUGAUGAUGACGACCAAUCUACAAUGUCUUCGGCAGCACUGGGUAUGAAGAACAUACCCCCACCUCCUCAUCGUCCCAAGAGGGCCUCAAAACACAUGACCACAUCAUCCCCUCCAGCACCCAGGAAUGGUGGGAAUAAUCCUGAUGUUGUUUGCAGUAGCCCCAUUGAAUCCUCAAAUGCUACCAGUACAGUUUCUAUGACAAUCAAUCCUGUGCUCCAUACUCGGCCUCCACCAGGCAACAAUCACCAGAGUGAUUCUGCUUCUCUAUCGUCAUUUACCCUUAGGUUCUGCCGCAGUGAUUUGGGACCAGAUUGGUUUGUGGAUGUGCGAGUUCCGGCGUCAUCUGACAAACUUGUGCGAACAGUGUUUAACUCAGGAGCUGUCACACGGAGACUUCGAAAGCUGACCAGUGACCAGAAACGAGGGCUUCAGAAGGGGGCCAAGGAAGUAGUGAUGGAGUAUGUCAACUCGAAAACCAACCAUGUCUACCGAACCUUCAUGACUAGUGACUUGGCCAAGUUCACUACACUCAAUCUGCACGAGGAAAUUGAGAGAGACGACAUUGGAAAGAUAAUGGAAGGGGCAGCGAGUCCAGUUACUGUUCAUGUUUACCUGAGGGACAAGUUUGGUGACGAUGGGAGUGUUGCUUUUUCCCUUUAG